This is a messenger RNA of Danio aesculapii, 696 nucleotides long. RefSeq names its product killer cell lectin-like receptor subfamily G member 1. The coding region runs from base 12 to 623 and encodes 203 amino acids. The transcript is spliced from 6 exons. Lineage: Eukaryota; Metazoa; Chordata; Actinopteri; Cypriniformes; Danionidae. The record is from RefSeq and is a predicted model, not a curated record.
GUUUGACUAUAAUGGUGAAACAUGACAUGUCCGAUCAUAUUUAUGACAACACCAAAUGGAUGAACAAGAAGUCUUGUGGAAAAAAGAAAUCUAGUGGAGAGAAGAAAUGUAGCCAUAUCUGUGUGGUGGUUCUUGCUGUUUUUUUCUUCCUGUCUCUGCUGGUAAAUGGGAUGCUGGCAUAUUUCUAUUUUACAAAAGACAAAAGUACGCAUUGUGAGCCAGUAACAAACUGUUCAAAUUCAGACCAUGAACAAGGUGGUCCAGUUUGCACACACGAGAAGGACUGGAGGUCAAUACAUUUCUGCCCAGAUUUGCCAGAGCAGUGGUUCAAAGGCAACGGCAGUUUCUACGUUUUCUCCAGCCACAACAGGAACUGGAGCUCCAGCCAAAACCACUGUCAGGGUCUGGAUGGAGAUCUGGUUAUUAUCAGCAACAAAGAGGAGGAGGAAUUUCUUGCUGGGAUGCUGUGUGCUAUUGGUGAAUCUGAUCUCUACUGGUCCGGGAACCGAACAGAUCUGGACCACAAACAACACAACUGUGCUGCAUUAAAAGGAAAUACACAAGAGGACGUUUCUUGUUUGAGAGAAGAGAAGAGCAUUUGUGAGAUCCCUUGCCGUAAAUAGACCUCAGUACACUUAAUAAAAAAACUAAAACAGGUUUGAGGAAUUUAUCUAACUAAAUGGAAAGAUCUCUUCU